Portunus trituberculatus (swimming crab) is the source of this 1995-nucleotide messenger RNA. It is a transcript of the gene Rbbp5, whose product is annotated as retinoblastoma-binding protein 5 homolog. The record is from RefSeq and is a predicted model, not a curated record. Gene Ontology annotation, cellular component: Set1C/COMPASS complex. The transcript is spliced from 10 exons. Bases 182 to 1654 code for a protein of 490 amino acids. Gene Ontology annotation, molecular function: protein binding. NCBI's taxonomy places the organism in Eukaryota, Metazoa, Arthropoda, Malacostraca, Decapoda, Portunidae.
UAUCAACACACGCAGCGUUGUUUGUAACUUGGUAGUAUCUAUGUGUGUGUGUAUGUGUGCGUGUGACAUCCUUCAUGAGCUUCAGAGGGGAACAGAAUCUCUACAUAGUUGGUGAAAGAACAAAAGAACAGCUUCGUCAAGUGAAUCUAGGAAACUGUUCUUAAGAGAGGCACAGUGAAGCAUGAAUCUUGAGCUGCUUGAAUCGUUUGGUCAGAAUUAUCCAGAAGAAUUUGAUGGAGCUCUAGAUUGUGCCUCUCUUGCUGUCACAUGUGCAUUUAACAGACGAGGGACACUGCUGGCGGUUGGCUGCAAUGAUGGCCGCAUUGUUAUUUGGGAUUUCCUCACUCGUGGCAUUGCUAAAGUCAUCAGUGCUCACGUCCACCCAGUGUGCUCCCUUAGUUGGUCAAGAGCUGGAUACAAAUUGCUGAGUGUCUCAACUGACAACAAUGUGUGCAUCUGGGAUGUACUCUCAGGAGAGUGUGAUAUCAAGUAUAGGUUUCCAUCUCCAGUAAUGAAAGUACAAUUCCAUCCAAGAAAUGACAAAAUGUUCCUGGUGUGUCCCAUGAGACAUCCUGCUGUUUUGGUGCAUGUUGAUACCACACAUGAAAUUAUUCCAAUGGAUGAUGAGGGAGAUGUGAGCAUUGUGGCAUCCUUUGACCGUCGUGGAGAUCACAUUUAUACGGGUAACAGUCGAGGGAAGUUGCUCAUCCUUACUUGCUCCGACCUGAAAGUCAAGACUUCAUUCAGAAUUGGGCCUGGAACAUCCAGUGCAGCUGCCAUCAAGAGCAUAGAGUUUUCCAGAAGGACAGACUUCUUCUUGGUGAACUCAGCUGACCGUGUUAUAAGAGUGUAUGAUGUACGGAAGGUUUUGAAAGGAGGGAAAGAUGAAGACCCAGAGCCCACCCAAAAGCUGCAAGAUCUGGUCAACAAAACCAUGUGGAAGAAGUGUUGCUUCUCAGGUGAUGGGGAGUACAUAUGUGCUGGAUCAGCUCGUCAGCACUCUCUCUAUAUAUGGGAAAGAAGUGUUGGAAAUCUGGUCAAAAUUCUUCAUGGCACAAAGGGGGAGAUGUUAUUAGAUGUUGUUUGGCAUCCUGUUCGUCCCAUUAUGGCAUCUAUCAGUUCAGGAGUUGUCUCCAUUUGGUCUCAAAACCAAGUGGAGAACUGGUCAGCCUUUGCUCCAGAUUUUAAGGAACUCGAUGAAAAUGUUGAGUAUGAGGAGCGGGAAAGUGAGUUUGACCAAAGUGAUGAGGACAAGAGUGUUGAACUGAGCCAGGAGCGCAGGGAGGAGGAUGUGGAGGUUGAUGUCACCGGCAUAGAUCCUGUGGCUGCAUUUUGUAGUUCUGAUGAAGAAGAUGAUAGUAAUGCUCUCCUGUACUUACCCAUUUCACCUGAGAUAGAGGAGCCAGAGGAGGGUUGGGGUCCUGAAGGAGCACCAAAUGAAGAUCUUUCUUCGAAGAGAUCAGGUGACAGCAAAGAAAAUGUCUCGCCUAAAAAGAAGAGACCAAAAACACAUGAUGUAUCCCUGGAAAAUGCUCCAAUUGAUGAGGUGCAUCCACUUGUAAGCAACCGACCCAAGGAGAAGCAAACCACAGGCAACAAAAAGGGAAGAAAUAAUUCAAAAGGAGAAGGCAAAAAAGAUAGGAAAAAGCACUAAAAGUAUGUAAAUGAUACACCAGUUUUUGUUACACACACACACACACACACACACACACACACACACACACACACACACACACACACACACACACACACACACAUACACACAGAUUGUAUAUUAGAUUAUAUCUUAUUUUACUACUAUUAUGUAAUUUUUUAUAUUUCACAUAGAUUUACCAUCUUUUUUUCUUUGUGUGUGUGUGUGUGUGUGUGUACACUUUGUUUAAGCUAAUCCCUUUUGUGAAAUUAGCCUGUCAUGCAGAUGGUAACUCAAGUUUGUGUCAUAUAAUUUCAGAUGUAAAAGAAUAUCAUAUUGCAUAUUAAAAAUCUAAAUUGUUA